Messenger RNA from Chelmon rostratus (copperband butterflyfish), 2105 nucleotides. Its product is annotated as programmed cell death 1 ligand 1-like. Gene Ontology annotation, biological process: immune response; cell surface receptor signaling pathway; positive regulation of T cell proliferation. Gene Ontology annotation, cellular component: external side of plasma membrane. NCBI's taxonomy places the organism in Eukaryota, Metazoa, Chordata, Actinopteri, Chaetodontiformes, Chaetodontidae. Bases 144 to 743 code for a protein of 199 amino acids. The transcript is spliced from 4 exons. The record is from RefSeq and is a predicted model, not a curated record.
GAAGGGCAGACACACUGGUGCAUUGUGGAGACAUAGCAGCAAACUGAAGGCUGGGUGGCGGCUCAUUUCAGCUUACUGACAAACAUGGAAAUCUGGGUUUACACUGCAGGGAGUGACUGAAGGGAACUGACUGCAGGAAGAAGAUGAUCUGCAGGAUCCUGCUGCUCAUCAUCCUCGCCAGCUGCGUCUCUGGGAUGUUUGAGCCUCAGGACUCGGCUCUGAACUACCAGGCAGAGGAGAACAGCAGCAUCACAGCUGAAUGGCGCUUCUCCUCCAAAGCCAACGUUUCCAUCCCCUCGCUGAAGAUCCACUGCGUGUUUGUGACACCUGAGCUGAGGGUGUUUUACCAUCUGGACCACAGCAUCGAGGAGCCUCAGCACGAGCAGUUCGCAGGACGGGUGCGGUGCGACAAACACGCUCUGAGAACGGGACGCGUCAGACUUCGUCUGUCCGGAGUCCGGACCGAGGACUCGGGCCGGUACCUCUGCAGGAUGGUCACCCAAUCUGGGAAGAAGGUCAAAGAGUUCUCGCUCCACGUCGCUGCUAAGCCGACUCAAGUUGCCGUUGAGAUGUCCAAACCUGCCAAACCAGAAGCAAAGCCAGCGAGCCGAGGAAGACCCGGCCUCUAUGCUGGACUGGGACUGGCGGUGGCAGCAGCUGGACUGGCGGCCUGUCGCUGGACUUCACACUGCCUGAAGGGAAAGAGGAGAACCCAGGAGCGGUGUGCAGUGCCUCCUAUAUGAGAUGUGGCGUCUGCUGCCCCCUGCUGCUGUGGAGAGAAAUCCACCACAUGUACACCUGAAGACAGAACUGCUUCUUCUGUUGGAGAACGCCGCCGGGCUGUGACGAUGCAAUGAUGGACAGAAAUCAGCCGAGACUGGUGCUGGUUUUCUGCCUCACGGUGACCUGAUUCAGUGCUGUUAGAUCCUGUCUGAACAGAAGUCAGCAGCUGUGAUCACUGUUGAGUUUUGGGGUUGGGUCAGAGCAUCUUCUCAGUGACGGCUUGGACCAAACCUUCUCCUCACUCAUGUUAAACUGGAGGUCUUGGACCAGGACCUGCUGCUCGGGCUUGAGCUCACCUCUUGUUUUCUGUCCGCUGUGGUGCUGCCUCAGACAUCAGAUGUACUGUAAUACCAGAAAGAGGACUGUAGUGACGGUUACUGUUGGUGUUCAGAGCACAAACUGCUCGUCUAUCAUGAGUCCCGCUUCAGUGAAGAUGCUGUUAAAGUAUCGGCCAUCUUCAUUUUACAGAGAACUUCAUGUACAUUCAGAGGUAACUGUACUCAAUGCUGGAAGAAGUACUCACAUCUUUAUUAAAAGCAGCAGCGUGUAGAAAUACUCUGUUACAGGUGAAAGUCAAGCGUUCACAGCGUGUCAGAUGUUUUUAAAGCUACACAAUAAGUUGACUGUAACAUGCAGCUCAGUACAUUUCUAUACUUUUUCACGGCGCGGUGCUUCUGUGGCAUCGGUUUUACUCAUCAGCGGAUCUCUGGUCGACACUGUCCGAGCUGCUGAACUCAGCGCUGAACGAGCUGAAGCUGAAGCUGCUCUAAUGGCCACGAGAUUCUUUGUUUCAUUUAGCCUCCUUUAUUUAUCUCAUCCUAUGAAACUUAUUUGCGUUGACGAGAUUAAUUUAAUUACUAUCAAUAAAUUAUCAAUAAAGUUUUAUCUGUUCUGCUUUGAAGUUAAAGAAGUGGCUGAGUUGAUGCUUUAAAACGUGUUUGUGGGAUUAAAGUAAAAAUGCUGUUGUUUCCACUUUUGUCAGAAGUUUCCUUUGAUUAUUAUUUUUUUGCUGUUCUGUAUUUCGCUUCAGAAAGUGAUGGAAGAAAAACAUAAGCCAGUUUGUAACUGUUGUGAGUGUUAAUAAAGUUUAUUAAAGCAUAGCAUUAUCUCUUCUGAGCAUCUGAUAUUAAAGGACUUCACGCUGAAGAGUCGUCGCUGCUCCUCUCAUAUAAACACGGACGUGUUCACAGCAGAAACGUGACAAACAGUCCAUCAGAAGGCUGAAGACGAGGCUGUGAUGAUUAAUGCUGCAGUUUUCUCUCAGUGCUGCUGUGCUGUUGACUCCACCCACAGUGUGGAUGGAGGUUUAAAACUACGUUCGG